Meriones unguiculatus (Mongolian gerbil) is the source of this 4647-nucleotide messenger RNA. It is a transcript of the gene Abcb5, whose product is annotated as ATP binding cassette subfamily B member 5. The coding region runs from base 21 to 3791 and encodes 1256 amino acids. Gene Ontology annotation, cellular component: membrane. Gene Ontology annotation, biological process: transmembrane transport. Lineage: Eukaryota; Metazoa; Chordata; Mammalia; Rodentia; Muridae. The record is from RefSeq and is a predicted model, not a curated record. Gene Ontology annotation, molecular function: ATP binding; ABC-type transporter activity; ATP hydrolysis activity. The transcript has 27 exons.
AUAAUUAAAUUAUAAGUAAUAUGGCACAUUCUGAAAGAGCCAAAGGGACGCAAGAAAGUAACCAGAGAUACGGACCUCUGCAAGAGCAACUGCCUAAAGCAGGAAAUCAAGCUGUUGGACCUAUUGAGAUAUUCCGCUUUGCUGAUAAUCUGGACAUCUUCCUCAUGACUCUGGGAAUACUGGCAUCUGUGGCAAAUGGAGCCACUGUUCCUUUAAUGUCUCUGGUUUUAGGAGAAAUAAGUGAUCAUUUCAUUAAUGGAUGUCUAGUCCAAACUAACAGAACGAACUAUCAGAACUGUUCUCAGUCUCAAGAGAAGCUAAGUGAAGAUAUCAGUAUGUUGACUCUGUAUUAUAUGGGGAUAGGAGCAGCUGCCCUUGUUUUUGGCUACGUGCAGAUUUCAUUCUGGGUCAUAACUGCAGCCCGGCAAACCACGAGAAUUCGAAAACAGUUUUUUCAUUCAGUUUUGGCACAAGACAUCAGCUGGUUUGAUGGCGGUGACAUCUGUGAACUGAACACUCGCAUGACUGGAGACAUCAACAAAGUCUGUGAUGGUAUUGGAGACAAGAUCGCUCUGCUGUUUCAGAAUGUAUCUGGGUUUUCUAUCGGCCUGGUGGUGAGCUUGGUAAAGAGCUGGAAGCUUUCCCUGGUGGUUCUGUCCACAUCUCCUCUCAUAAUGGCCUCCUCAGCAGUGUGCUCUAGGAUGGUCACCUCUUUGACCAGUAAGGAGCUGGGUGCCUAUUCCAAAGCUGGAGCUGUGGCUGAGGAGGUCUUGUCAUCCAUCCGAACAGUCACAGCCUUUGGGACCCAAGAGAAAGAAGUUCAAAGGUAUACACAGAACCUACAAGAUGCAAAGGACGCUGGUAUAAAGAAGGCUAUAGCUUCAAAGCUGUCUCUUGGAGCCGUCUACUUCUUUAUGAAUGGAGCCUAUGGACUGGCUUUUUGGUAUGGAACCUCCUUGAUUUUCAGUGGAGAGCCUGGUUACACCAUUGGGACUAUUCUUGCUGUUUUCUUCAGUGUGAUCCACAGUAGUUACUGCAUUGGGGCUGCAGCCCCUCACUUGGAAACCUUCACUGUAGCCCGGGGAGCCGCCUUUAACAUCUUCCAGGUUAUUGAUAAGAAACCCAAUAUAGAUAACUUUUCAACAACUGGAUAUAAACCUGACUGUAUAGAAGGAAACAUAGAAUUUAAAAAUGUUUCUUUCAGCUAUCCAUCAAGACCUUCUGUCAAGAUUCUGAAGGGACUCAAUCUCAGGAUUAAGUCUGGAGAGACAGUAGCGUUGGUUGGUCCCAGCGGCAGCGGCAAGACGACGACGGUCCGGCUCCUACAGCGGCUGUACGACCCGGAGGAAGGCUGCAUCACGCUGGAUGAGACCGACAUCCGAGCCCAGAACGUGAGGCAUUACCGAGAGCACGUUGGUGUGGUCAGCCAGGAGCCCGCUUUGUUUGGGACCACCGUCGGUAACAACAUUAAGUUUGGGCGCGAAGGCGUGAAUGACGAGGAGAUGGAACAGGCAGCGAAGGAGGCGAAUGCCUACGACUUCAUCAUGGCGUUUCCUAAGAAAUUUAAUACACUAGUAGGGGAAAAAGGAGCCCAAAUGAGCGGAGGCCAGAAACAGAGAAUCGCCAUUGCCCGAGCACUAGUUCGAAACCCCAAAAUUCUGAUCUUAGAUGAGGCUACGUCCGCCCUGGAUACAGAGAGCGAGUCAGCCGUCCAGGCUGCCCUGGAGAAGGCAAGCAAAGGUCGCACCACAAUUGUGGUAGCACACCGGCUCUCCACGGUUCGUGGAGCAGACCUGAUUGUGACCAUGAAGGAUGGCGUGGUGGCAGAGAAAGGGACCCAUGCUGAACUCAUGGCGAAGCAAGGGCUGUAUUACUCGCUUGCCAUGGCACAGGAUAUUAAAAAUGCCGAUGAACAAAUGGAAUCAAGGACAUUUUCCACUGAAGAAAAUGCCAGCUGUGGUUCUCUGUGUGAAGUGAAUAGCACCAAGUCCCCCUGCACCGACCAGUCUGAGGAAGCUAUCCACCAUCAAAAGGCAAGUCUUCCCGAAGUUUCUCUACUGAAAAUAUUUAAGUUAAGCAAGUCUGAAUGGCCUUUUGUGGUUCUGGGAACAUUGGCUUCUAUCAUAAAUGGAUCUGUUCACCCAGCAUUUUCCAUCAUCUUUGCAAAGUUAGUCACUAUGUUUGAAGACAAAAAUAAAGCUACAUUAAAGCAUGACGCUGAAGUCUACUCCAUGUUGCUAGUUGUCCUGGGUAUUGUUGCUCUUGUCACUUAUUUGAUGCAGGGGUUGUUUUAUGGCAGAGCAGAGGAAAAUUUAGCCAUGAGAUUAAGACACUUGGCAUUCAAAGCCAUGCUAUAUCAGGAUAUUGCCUGGUAUGAUGACAAAGAAAAUAGCACUGGAGCCCUGACCACAACGCUAGCCAUGGAUGUUGCUCAGAUUCAGGGUGCCACAGCUUCGAGAUUCGGUGUCACAGUACAGGAUGUGACCAACAUGGCGCUGUCCAUUCUCAUCUCCUUCAUCCACGGAUGGGAGAUGACACUCCUGAUCCUCAGCUUUGCGCCUGUGCUUGCAGUGACAGGAAUGAUUCAAACCGCAGCUGUGGCUGGCUUUGCCAACAAGGAUAAACAAGAGCUUAAGCAUGCUGGAAAGAUAGCAACUGAAGCUGUGGAGAACAUACGCACCGUAGUGUCACUAACAAGAGAGCGAGCCUUUGAGCAAAUGUACGAGGAGACGCUUCAGCUCCAACACAGGAAUGCCCUGAAGAGAGCACACAUCACUGGAAGCUGUUAUGCGGUCAGCCACGCUUUUGUGCACUUUGCCCACGCAGCAGGGUUUCGAUUUGGAGCCUAUUUGAUUAGAGCUGGAAGGAUGACACCAGAAGGCAUGUUCAUAGUUUUUACCGCCAUUGCAUAUGGGGCUAUGGCCAUUGGAGAAACGCUUGUUUGGGCUCCUGAAUAUUCCAAAGCCAAAGUUGGAGCUGCACAUCUGUUUGCUUUGCUGAAAAUGAAACCAACUAUAGACAGCUGCAGUCAAAGUGGGAAAAAACCAGACGCCUGUGAAGGAAACUUAGAAUUUCGAGAAGUUUCUUUCUUCUAUCCCUGUCGUCCGGAAGUCCCUGUCCUUCAUGACGUGUCCCUCUGCAUUGAGAAGGGGAAGACCGUGGCUUUUGUUGGGAGCAGUGGCUGUGGGAAAAGCACCUGUGUCCAACUGCUACAAAGAUUUUAUGACCCCGUGAAAGGACAAGUGCUGCUUGAUGGAGUCGAUGUAAAAGAAUUUAACGUGCAGUGGCUGCGCUCGCAGACAGCUAUCGUCUCCCAAGAGCCCGUGCUCUUCAACUGCAGCAUCGCCGAGAACAUCGCCUAUGGUGAGAACAGCCGCGUGGUGUCCUUUGAGGAGAUCAAAGAAGCCGCAGAUGCAGCCAACAUCCAUUCUUUCAUUGAAGGGCUCCCCAGGAAGUACAACACUCAAGUUGGACUGAGGGGAGUGCAGCUUUCUGGAGGCCAGAAACAAAGACUGGCUAUUGCAAGGGCUCUUCUCCGCAAGCCAAGAAUUUUACUGCUGGAUGAGGCUACGUCAGCCCUUGACAAUGAGAGUGAGAAGGUGGUUCAGCAGGCUCUCGAUAAAGCCCGGAGAGGAAGGACCUGCCUAGUGGUGGCUCAUAGACUCUCCACAAUACAGAAUGCGGACAUGAUCGUAGUCCUGCAGAAUGGAAAAAUCAAGGAGCAGGGAACACAUCAAGAGCUCCUGAGAAACCGAGACACGUACUUUAAACUAGUAGCCACACAUCACUAGCAGCAUCGUGGACACACGCGUGUUCCUUGCGUGCACUUUGACCUUGUGUAAUGAAGAGUGUAGUCAUUUCUUGGCCUGCUCUGGUCUCUCACUGCAAAUGUCAAUACUUAGUAUCCUGACACUCAAGUACACACGUGAAUCUAAAGUUCAAGUGUCUUCUCUUUAGAUUUUUAAAAGCAAACUAAAAGUAGCUGCAGAGACGGCUCAGGGGUUUAGAGUACUGGCUGCUCUUCUGGAAGACCUGGGUAUGAGUACCAAAGUCCACAUGACGGCUCACAAUCACCUGUAACUCCAGUUCCAGAGCGUCCACCCAACUCUCCUGGCCUCUGUGGGACCAGGCAUGCAUGUGAAAUUGGAAAAAAGAGCAAACCAAAAGUUUACACAAUGGAAAAAAAUGCCCAUACCUCUCAUCUCAUAAAAAUAUCUGAACAUAUUUUCUUAUAAACAGCUUUAUGCAAAAUAAGGGCAUUUCUCCAUCAAAGGUCCGUGACGAUGUCACAGGAGAGGAUCACGUGCCUGAGAGGUGUUAGCUGAAAGGGUAGAUGCAGCAAGUUAGGCCUGUGAUGCCGCAGACAGCGUCUUCAAUCGGGUGCUUUGUAGCAUGUUAGCAUACUGUCUGUGCCUUCCUUUCUCUAGACUGUAUAAACAUUCAGUCUGGUUCUUUUUAACUCUGCUGUAUCCUCUCAAUGGUCAGGGGUGGGGGAAUUCAAGAGGAGCACAGAGGAAAGUAGCCAGGAAAGGGAGACGGCUCCUGCUUCCUAGUUCGUACAGAGCCUCAUGCAGUCUUCCGGAAGACUCCAUUCCAAGCUUUGGGUAUUCAGUAUGAACACAUACUUGAAAUAAAAGAGACUUCUAC